Molecule: messenger RNA, 2194 nt
Organism: Hypoxylon fragiforme
Lineage: Eukaryota; Fungi; Ascomycota; Sordariomycetes; Xylariales; Hypoxylaceae
Product: S-adenosyl-L-methionine-dependent methyltransferase
Exons: 4
Coding region: 169-1749 (526 amino acids)
Biological process (GO): cellular response to biotic stimulus
Source: RefSeq, a predicted model, not a curated record
AAGAAUCUCCCCCCCCCGAGGCUUACGACAGAUUAAAAAAAAAAAAACGACCUCGAUGGUUUUCCCACAAAUUCUCUUACCUCACAUACUGAAACCUACAAAAGACAAAAAAGACAUUCUAUCUCCAAGUCUGCUAGAGCCAGCACCCAUUGGCUUUGCAGCUUCAAGAUGUCGAAACCUCUAAGUGUCAAUGGGAGCGAGUCUGAGUUCGAGUUCGUCGAAACUCCAAAAGCUCCUACUCCUACUUUUGAGAAGUUUGAGGAAUGCGGUGUGCGAACUACCUCGUACCCGUCCAUUAAGAAUGGCCCUCUCCCAGCAGACUCGGCGGGCUCUGAGAGCUUCUCCAAUCUCCUGCUCUUUUCCUUACUCGGUGGCGUCCCGCUCUGGAUGUCCUGGAAAGUUGGAGGCGGACUAAAGACAGCCAUAUUCUUUGCCUUGUUCACCAGUAUUCCUAUUCUAGCUGGUUUCUGGCUUACCGUCUCUUCUAUAAGCCCUCGAAAGAACGAGAAGGCUAAAUAUCCCGGACGACCGGUUGAGCACUACCUUACCUUCAAGAAGCAAUCCGAUAAGCUCAAGUAUCAUGGCAGAAACAAGAUCCCUUUGGAGACCUUCUAUGAGAUGUAUUUUGACGGAGAUGUCGACUUCAACGGCGACUGUCUCGAGGUUCUAGAAUACAGACACGACUGGGCGAGCUUCCGCUUCACGUGGGGUCUCUGCAAGUACUUCCUCUUUGGCAUGAUGCCGGAGGUUAUCAUGCAUUCACGAAGCCAGGACGAGGAACAGGUCCGUGAACAUUACGACCGUGGUGAUGACUUCUACGGCUGGUUCUUGGGCCCCCGUAUGAUUUACACUACUGGUGUCAUUUCGGAUAUCAACAGCGAAGAAACUCUAGAACAGCUCCAGGAUAACAAAAUGGCCAUUGUUUGCGAAAAGAUCAACCUACAAGAGGGCGAGAGGCUGCUGGACAUUGGUUGUGGUUGGGGUACCCUAGCACGCUUUGCCAGUGUCAACUACGGCGCUCACGCUACUGGUAUUACUCUUGGCCGCAACCAAACUGCCUGGGGCAACAAGGCUCUCCGCGAUGUUGGCAUUCCCGAGGAACAAAGCAAGAUUCUGUGCAUGGACUACCGAGAUAUCCCUGUGCCGGAAGGCAAAUACCACAAGAUCACCUGUCUGGAGAUGGCUGAGCAUGUCGGUGUGCGCAAGUACGGUACCUUCUUGAAGCAGGUUUACGACAUGUUGGAUGAUGAUGGUGUUUUCUUCCUGCAAAUCGCUGGUCUCCGAAAGCCUUGGCAAUACGACGAUCUUAUCUGGGGUUUAUUCAUGAACAAAUACAUUUUCCCUGGCGCUGACGCUUCAACACCCCUCGACUUCUUCGUUGGCGGUCUAGAAGGUGCUGGCUUUGAAGUUAAGGGAAUCGACACCAUUGGUGUGCACUAUUCCGCGACUAUGUGGCGGUGGUACAGGAACUGGCUAGCCAACCGUGAGAAGGUCGAGGCUAAGUAUGGAAAGCGAUGGUUCCGCAUCUGGGAAUACUUCCUGGCCAUCUCUACUAUUGCUUCGCGACAGGGAACUGCCACCUGCUACCAGAUUGUUCUGGUCAAGAACAUCAACUCGACCCACCGCAUUGAAGGUGUGCAGACUCAGUUCGCCUUGACCGGUGCCCUCAAGAAGGCUAUGGCGAAGGUGGAUCUCAAGGCAUGGGCUAAGACUAAUGCCGACCACUUUCCUACCUCGACGGCACAGUAAGGUAGGAGAAGGCGAAUAACGAGAGUCUAUCACACUAGGCUAUUACUAGGCCAGUCUCCCAGGUAAUAGCAAAGCAGUACCAACUCAUCUGCGAGCAGAUUUGAUGCUACAACUUUGCACGGCAUGGAUGAUGAGGGUAUCGGUGGAGAUGCUAGUAGUGGCUUGACACAGGCGCGAAUAUGGACAGAAAUACAAAGAUAUGUGUCGAAUAAUGGAGGGCCUGGAGGUGAAAAGGGGGCGAGGACAUGAUGCUGUUAAUAUUGAGGGAGGGUACCUCGAAUGUGUGAAUGAGUGGACGACAAGUGAGUGGGCAUAAUGACUGAGUUACGUAGUUAACGUAGUUAAUGUUGAUACUUGUCUUGUUAUCCAUGAAUUACCUACUGGUAGCCGCUUCAUUGGUAUGAUGUACUCUAUCUGAUGAGAAUUUCAGGGUUGUUCUACUUAA